Symbiodinium sp. CCMP2592 is the source of this 1857-nucleotide messenger RNA. The record is from the annotation of a GenBank genome assembly. NCBI's taxonomy places the organism in Eukaryota, Dinophyceae, Suessiales, Symbiodiniaceae.
AUGGCAGAUCUGGUGCCACUGGAAUCGGUGCUAAAAGAAGCCGACCCAGCGGGCCUUCUUGGCGAGACUGAUGUCCAGUCUCUAGCUACGGCAGUGCGCCGCGCACUCACUAGCUGGACACUCAAGUGGCCGAAGGCAACCUGUCCCGCCUGUGGCCAGCACGUCUGCCAGGUGCCAGCGAAGGCUCGGCAAGCCCUGGUGCUGGGCGUGGAUGGGCUUCACAAGGCGCAGCACAUACCAAGCAGAUGCCGCCAUAAGAACUGUGCUCGUCAAGGUUCUUACGUUUGGCAUAAUUUCACAGUGUUCCAGCGGUGCCAUCGGGAAUGGACGCUGGUGGACAAGACGCUACCCUCUGUCAUUAUGAUAUCUCCGACUUUCGGGAUUACUCGCGGCUGGUACAUGCAGUUCUCUCGGAGACUCGCUGUUCAUUUCUCGUCAUUCUGGGGCGAAGCUAAAGUUCACUGGGCACCAGCAUGGAAGAAGCGGAUUUCUUUCAAUCGCUUCAAGCUGCGAAUAGAGGAAGCUUGGUUCAAGACCCGUAUAUUAGUGCGGGUUCUGCAGCUGCCCAGCCCCUGCGCUGACUGUUGGGAUCUGUCUGCCACGCUGGAGAAGUCCGUGGAGCGCUUCAAGCCCCAGUACGAUGCGCUAAUGCGUACACGGCGGCGUGACCAGGCGUGUCACCGUGGCCAACAGGUGACAGGCCUCGUCCUGGAUGGUCAUGUCAAGGCAGGCCGCCGACGGCGGUGUGGGGUGCCCCUCAUCCACGGCCUCUGGUGCAAGCCGUUGCAAGCGUGGUGCCUCACGAACUGUCCCGACACUCCAGCGAGAAAGUCACUGCUGUGUCAGCACCAUGCGGAGAUGGCGCAAAUGGACGAGGCUGACCCGAUCCGUGUUCAGAUUGUUGACGUCCAGCGGAAACAACCUCUGUCUCAGCGAAAGACAGAUUUGCUGGCCGUCCGUGUGAGACAGAGUGGCACUGACCGUCUGCGGCACCAUGACCUCCGCAACUGCACUCAAGCGUGGACAGCAGCCAUCCAGCAGCACCUCUGCAAAUGUGCAGCUUCGCUGCCUGACAGUGCUGCAGGCAUCAGAGCUGCUGCUGAUGCAGACGGCGAUGACCAGUUCCAGGGCACAGUGUUCCACGACGACCUUACUCUGCAAGAGUUGAAGGAUCUCACCUGCCGCACGCACAAGCACGGCAGUACCAGCAGCAACCAGAAGACUCCGUGCCGGAACAAGAAUGGGGGUUUGCUGGUGGCGUGCCACUCCAAUGGUCUUAUUCUUGACCUGACGGAGUUCCACGGAGCUGCGUCACUUCCUCAGCGCUACUGCUUUCUGGCACGUCUCAAAGAGACGUUUCCCUCGCUCCGUGUGGUGGUCCACGAUGACGCAUGUCAUCUCCGUCAAUUCGCAGACAACCGUGCCACGUGGAAUUCCAUGGCAGCGAGCCUGGCAUUUCCCAACGUGCGCUACAUCGUGGACAAAUUUCACGCACGUGGCCAUGUUGAUGAGUGGUGCAGGCUGAACUGCCAUCCUGGCCUAGAGGAGAAUAAGGCUUGCGUGGAGGAAAUCAACACUUCCAUCUGCGAGAUCACAUUUUCAUGGCUGGCUCGAUUCAAGCAAAUGACCCGCAAGAUGAACCGUUUUACAUACUGGUUUUUUGUCCAGGAAGUAGUGGACGAGCGCAAUUGUCAGACACUUGACAGCUGCGCCCCACACAAUGCAGCUGUUCAGUUCCCUCCUCCUACAAGAAGCCAGCAAGAGUCCGACAGCGAGGCCGAGUCUGUAUCCGACUCUGCCACUGAGACUGGCAGCGAGCAUGAUUCGUCCAGCAGUGAAACCGGUUCUGCUGCCUGA